AUGCAAAAUGACGAAGAGAACAGACACAGGGCAGCAGAAAUCGAGAAUCUCGGGAAAACCGUCGCAGCGCUACGGACUGGGUUCGGAUCCCCUGCGACCGAUGAAUUUGCUUCCAUUAUCACCGAAGACAAUGAAAGUGCGUCGACAGCAAUCAAUCGUACUGUGAAUAUGGCAAAAGCACGCAAACUGUCAGGGUUAGCAGCUUCAGACACCCCACCUGUCCACCUCGACAGCGAACAACCCGAGGUGGAAGAAAGAGGCUAUUUUUCGCCCGCUCCUCCCACUCUACGAGCUAAGGAUGCAAUACGCUACAUCCCAACGCUCAACGGAGAUGAUGAUGUAGGAGUUGAAGACUUCAUCAAAGAAGUGAGAAGUAUGAAGGAUCGCUGUAUGGAGCAAGAUCUAUUGCUAAAAGCAAUAAAAGUGGAAAAAAUCGUGGGGAAAGCAGCCCAAAGUAUUCGCAACAUUCCUAUUGAGUGUUACAGUGAUCUGUACGACGCACUGAGAAAUAACUUAGCAGCACAAGUGACUUCGGAUGAGUACCAAGAACAAUUACGAGAGUUGAGACAGGGACGCGAGGAAUCAGUGCAAAGUUUUAAUAUUCGGUUUAGAAGAAUACUCAACCGUUUGCUGUACGCAGUAACCAAUGAGUACCCACAACCACUAACACGUAAAAUUAUGACUGAAGAAAUCACGAAGAAGACUGUUCGUGUGUACCUAAAGGGACUCAGACGCGACAUAGGGCGAAUACUAUUAAGCAGUGAACCCUUGAAUCUUCCGGAAGCUGAAAAAAAGGCAGCCGAUGUAGAACGCUACUUGCGAGAAGAACGACAACCUAAUUGGUCAUGUAAUCGCUUACCUUCGGUUAGUAAUCGCCCCGACAACCAGCAUAUGCAGAUGAAGUGCUUCAAGUGCGGAAAGCUGGGACACAUUGCCAACAAGUGUCAAAAUUUUCUACCACCGAGCCAGCGCGAUCGACCACCCGCAAGAAUUCAGGCAGUCCAGGAAUGGGACGAAAUACAAGAAACAACAUCGAACCAGGAGAUGGACGAACCGUACGAGACAUACGAGUCAACAUCGCCACGGGAAGAUUACUCGCAAUACCUUUGUCAACCCGAACCGAAGAGCGAGUAUUUCUGGUCGACACAGGAGCAGGGAUAAACCUGGUGAAACGUAACAAAACUGUCAACGCGAUACAAAUAGGGCCUAAACAAAAAUUUUCUAUGGGACGAGACAAAUACGAAACUAACGAAUACGUAACGAAACGAAUUUUUGGACAAAAUCACAUUUUUCACAUAGUACCGAACAAUUUCCCUAUUAUCGAAGACGGAAUCAUUGGGCUACCAUGUUUAGAGAAGUAUAACUAUUCAAUAUCCAAUGACAAAAUCCGAUUAAACGACAAAACCAUUUUAUUUCAGAAACCAAUACAUUUGACUCCUGGAGAAAACAGAGUUCAAACAAUCUAUUUGGAAGGCAAACCAACUAAAGUAUGUUUUAUCAACACUGGUGAGCAAAACGUUGAAAUUUCUAGCAAUAUUCAAAAUUCUCAUGACUUUUCCAACGUAUCAAAACU
Bombus huntii is the source of this 1573-nucleotide messenger RNA. RefSeq lists its product as uncharacterized. The record is from RefSeq and is a predicted model, not a curated record. NCBI's taxonomy places the organism in Eukaryota, Metazoa, Arthropoda, Insecta, Hymenoptera, Apidae. Gene Ontology annotation, molecular function: zinc ion binding; nucleic acid binding. The transcript has 2 exons. The coding region runs from base 1 to 1161 and encodes 386 amino acids.